Messenger RNA from Helianthus annuus (common sunflower), 969 nucleotides. RefSeq names its product glycine-rich RNA-binding protein 4, mitochondrial. Gene Ontology annotation, molecular function: RNA binding. NCBI's taxonomy places the organism in Eukaryota, Viridiplantae, Streptophyta, Magnoliopsida, Asterales, Asteraceae. The record is from RefSeq and is a predicted model, not a curated record. The transcript has 5 exons. Bases 119 to 799 code for a protein of 226 amino acids.
ACCACGUGCAUCACACGUGCGACAGUCUCUCAACUUCUCGAAUUCCAUAUAAUUACAGUGUGGACACUCAAAAGAAGCAAAGACCCCCACACACACCGCUUCCAAGGUCUCUAUUAAAAUGGCUUUUGUUAGUAAAGUUAGUAGUCUGCUUAAACAAUCUGGAAGCAAACAUGCUAGUAUGGGAUUGUCGUCUUCAAAUUCACCGUUUUUUCAAGUUAUCAGAAGCAUGUCAUCUGCUAAGCUUUUUGUUGGAGGACUUUCAUAUGGAACUGAUGAAAUGGGAUUAAGACAAGCUUUUCAGGAAUAUGGUGAAGUGAUUGAAGCCAAAGUUAUUACUGAUCGGGAUUCUGGUAGGUCUCGAGGAUUCGGUUUUGUUAGUUAUACAUCAGCUGAUGCAGCUAAUACCGCUCUCCAGGACAUGGACGGCAAGGACCUCCAUGGUCGAAGGAUUAGAGUCAGCUUUGCACAAGAAAGACCACGCCCAUCUUUUGGUGGCGGUGGCUAUGGAGGCGCUGGUGGUUAUAGUGGCGGUGGUGGUGGCGGCUACGGAGGAGCUGGUGGAUAUAGUGGUGGUGGUUAUGGUGACAGAAGCAACAAUCUAGGUGGGUAUGGCGGCAGGAACCAGAAUGCUGGUGGUGGUGACGAUCUCUUCAGCGGUGGUGUAGGUGGUGGGAGUGGGGUCUCACCUGGUGGUGGUAAUGAAGACGAAGUUGUUGGCAAUUUGAGCGAUGGUUCAGGAGAAAAUGAUGGCGGGGAUGAUUCUGAGGGUAAUGAUUAUGCGAACACUUCCAACAAGUAGCCGUUGGACUAUGACAGUAUGAGCAUCUGCUGCUGCUGAAUAAACUAGCCUUUGUCAAUAUGUUGUGGCUGAGCCAUUAGUUUUGUUUUCUUGUUUGUCUACAUUAACUUUAAUGUUUGGUUUUGUUUGAAACUAGAGUUGCCUUCAGCUUUAUUAUUAUUUGUCUAAUA